CUACAUCGCCCAUUUCAAUCAUGAUGCACACGAAGCACCUCACUGCCUUAGUCAUUCUUUGUUCCUUCAUAGAGUAUGCGCAGAACAUCUGCGGUAUGCUCGCACACGGGCAUCAACAGGGCCUCUACUACAGUACUUUGGCUCUUGGACAUAUCUUAUUUCUACCUUUUGGUGUAACGGUCAUGAGGCGCGGCAGCCGACUACUUUACAAUAUCUCGAGGUUGCGUACGCAGUUUGGCAACGUAGAGUGACUUGUCAUUGCUAAACUACGCGCGCAACUUGAACCUUGUCAGACCACUUGCGACGUGUCAUUUGUCAAUGGAACAUCAGGAUGACACGGUGCGAUAUCUGAGUGCGACCCACUCGCGCUCGGAGCCUUGUCUGGGACGGCAAGCAAGCUCUCCGUGAUUCUUUUGCUUUCGGUGCGAAGUUGAUUUGGGGCGGGUAGAAUAAUAUUAACUGUAGAAUGUAUUUCAUUCCUUUGUAUUGGG
Molecule: messenger RNA, 491 nt
Organism: Suillus clintonianus
Lineage: Eukaryota; Fungi; Basidiomycota; Agaricomycetes; Boletales; Suillaceae
Exons: 3
Coding region: 21-251 (76 amino acids)
Source: RefSeq, a predicted model, not a curated record